Molecule: messenger RNA, 2978 nt
Organism: Haemorhous mexicanus (house finch)
Lineage: Eukaryota; Metazoa; Chordata; Aves; Passeriformes; Fringillidae
Gene: GHSR
Product: growth hormone secretagogue receptor
Exons: 2
Coding region: 5-1063 (352 amino acids)
Biological process (GO): hormone-mediated signaling pathway; G protein-coupled receptor signaling pathway
Cellular component (GO): plasma membrane
Molecular function (GO): growth hormone secretagogue receptor activity
Source: RefSeq, a predicted model, not a curated record
CAGGAUGCGGGAGGGGAGCGCGGGCGGCCGCGGCGCGGAGAACCGGACGGGCGCCGAGCCCCCGCUGCACCUGUUCCCCGUGCCCGUGCUCACCGGCAUCACCGUCGCCUGCGUCCUGCUCUUCGUCAUCGGGAUCAUCGGCAACCUCAUGACUAUGCUGGUGGUGUCGCGGUUCCGGGACAUGAGGACCACCACCAACUUCUACCUGUCCAGCAUGGCCUUCUCCGACCUGCUCAUCUUCCUCUGCAUGCCCCUGGACCUCUUCCGCCUCUGGCAGUACCGGCCCUGGAACUUCGGGAACCUCCUCUGCAAGCUCUUCCAGUUCAUCAGCGAGAGCUGCACCUACUCCACCAUCCUCAACAUCACGGCGCUCAGCGUGGAGCGGUACGUCGCCAUCUGCUUCCCCCUGCGAGCUAAAGUCAUCAUCACCAAGGGGAAGGUCAAGCUGGUCAUCCUCUUCCUCUGGGCCAUCUCCUUCAUCAGCGCCGGCCCCAUCUUCAUCCUGGUGGGGGUCGAGCACGAGAACGGCACGAACCCCCUGAGCACCAACGAGUGCCGAGCCACAGAGUACGCCAUCCGCUCGGGGCUGCUCACCAUCAUGGUCUGGACCUCCAGCAUCUUCUUCUUCCUGCCUGUGUUCUGCCUGACCGUGCUGUACAGCCUCAUCGGGAGGAAGCUCUGGAGGAGGAAGAGAAAGAACAUCGGUCCAAACACUGCCAUCAGGGAUAAGAACAACAAGCAAACUGUGAAAAUGUUAGUCGUGGUGGUAUUUGCGUUCAUACUCUGCUGGUUGCCUUUUCACGUAGGACGCUACUUAUUUUCCAAAUCCUUCGAAGCCGGCUCCCUGGAGAUAGCAGUGAUCAGCCAGUACUGCAACCUGGUGUCCUUUGUCCUCUUCUACCUUAGCGCAGCCAUCAACCCCAUCCUCUACAACAUCAUGUCGAGGAAGUACCGCGUGGCCGCCUGCCGCCUGCUGGGCCUGCGCGCCCUGCCCCAGCAGAGCCUCCCCAGCAGCAAGCAGGGCAGCUCCCGCGGCUGGACAGAGCCCGGCGUCGCCACAUGACACCGGGCACCCCGUGUCACCCGCCGAGUCCCCAGCAAGCCAAAACGGGAGGGAGGAGGGCAAGGAACGGGAACCCCAAGGCUGAAAGCGCCACUUGGGUCAUGGCCCGCGUGGGCUGAGAGGCGCGGCGCGGGCAGCGAAAGAUCCGAGGGGAAAAUCCUGAAGUGUGGGACUCUGAGAGGAGAGAGGCGGUCACAGAUUUGGGCUCCAGGUGUUAUUUUUGUGCUGCUUUUGCCCGUUUGAUUUUUUAACGCUGACUUUAGCCCAGACCCGUCCUGAGCAGGCAAACGUGGCCCACUUCACUCGAGAGUUUGUACGACUUCAGCAGCGCCAAUUCCAGCUGAAUUUUUCCAGAGUUAGCUUUAGUUUUGCUAAGAAUUUUGCUAGCAUCUAAUCAGACCCUAGAGAGAGAAUACUGAAUUGCUUUUUUGGAGUAGUAAACAGGAAAUUUGAUACACUUUUCAUAAUAUCAAUUUUUAAGUAAGCUCAUGUUUUUCUUGGAAUGAGGAAAAUUAUUUCUUAAAAAAAAAAAAAAGAGAUAUAAAAUGGAUAAUUUUUAAACAUGCUAAAAAUAAGUAACCUUCAUGUCACAUCCAAGUAGAAAGGAAACAAAAAAAUGCUUUCACAGAAGUGGCUUAGAAUGUGACUGUACUGAAAUAUUUUUUUUAAAAUAUAUAUCAGUGGGACAAGGACAGUGCUGAUUUCAGGCCUGCAGUGAUGCUAUAAAAAUGUGGAAUGCAAUCACCCACCAAAGUCUCUUUUUUUUUUUUUUUUUUUUACUAGCUAAAUAACCUGUACUUGUUCUGUUCAGUUUGACUGUGAAUGACUUGAUGUGUUUGAACUUGGAAGCUUUUAAUUGUUUCAGUAUUUGUAAUGAAUUUGUGGCUACCUGUCCCUGACUGCGUCCCACCACAUCCCAAAGCUUGCUGAGGACAGGUAUCCUGCCUGUACACCCCCCAUGGUUCUGUUUAAAGUCUGUCCCAGUGCCACAUCCCCCUGUAAAGCCUGGUGUGCAUUUGUGCUCGUUUGCUGCAGCAUUGAAUUGAGAACAUUUUGCAUUUUUUAACCACCGUGACCUGAGAAAAUAAUAGAAAAAAUCUGCAUUAAAGAACAUAGGCAGACACAUUCUCAUACUUGAUUCAUAAACCCCUUAAAUUAGAUUUUCAUACCUCAAGUGUGCCAUUUCAAGGCAAACCAGAAAACGUUUCAUCUUCUGUGCUAAUGAAUGUGGCUUAUAUUGUCUCACCAACAUGUGGGGUUUGUGCCCCACAGAGCUGACAGAGCUUUGGAGCAUGCACGUGUGAUAGCAGCUUUCUGUUCAUUUGGUUCUAGUGCUCAUCCCCAGCUGGCCCACAGCCCUCUGUCCCUGAUGAGUUUUAAUUGUCCCUCGUGAAUUGUGUGCCAGCAAAACUCUCCUGCCUCCAACCCCCCGGUCACACCCAUGGGCCACUUCCCCCUGUUACACCUUCAGCUGCUCAGGCUGAACUCACAAGAGAAAUUGGCCUCUUCUGUAUAGUCAGUGUAUUUUCUGUCACCUUGCUGGGGCCAGGGGCUGGUUGCUGCUCCUUGGUGGCACCUGAGCCUGUCCCCUCCCCACUCCAGGAGUGCAAACACCCACACUGAGGCACUGCAGCAUCACCUCCUGCUCCACCUCUGCCCGCAGGCACCUGGCUGUCCACGCUGCUCUCUCACUCACUGACUGGCACGCAGGUCUGGUGGCAGAAUUCAUGCAACUCAGGGAAACAAGACAUUUGGGAACCAAGGAAGGAGGGUGCAGAUGUGAGCUCAGUUAACAAAUGUCUGUACAAACAAACCACACACACCCCCGGCGUCACAUCGGUGUUCCAAAUCUCAGCUGUGUCUGUGCUGUUAAAUGUGAACAGAAAAAGAAAUAAAGUAAUCAGACCCUUUAUAA